This is a messenger RNA of Cephus cinctus (wheat stem sawfly), 1015 nucleotides long. RefSeq names its product ATP synthase subunit gamma, mitochondrial-like. The record is from RefSeq and is a predicted model, not a curated record. Bases 154 to 990 code for a protein of 278 amino acids. The transcript has 2 exons. Gene Ontology annotation, molecular function: proton-transporting ATP synthase activity, rotational mechanism. NCBI's taxonomy places the organism in Eukaryota, Metazoa, Arthropoda, Insecta, Hymenoptera, Cephidae. Gene Ontology annotation, biological process: proton motive force-driven ATP synthesis.
GUUCUAUAAAACUAUAGUUGAACAAUAGAAAAUCAACAAAUUGAUAGAGGUCCAUAGUUCUGGAGCUGUCACAAACAAGGAAGAACUUCAUUGUGUCUCUGGUGUAAAAAAUUAUGUAAGCAUAGAAGUGGUUUGUAAAGAAGAAAUAGAAGUAUGGUAUCACUAAAAGUAAUAAAGAAUCGUAUCAGAACAGUGAGUAAUACGAAGAAAAUAACGCAAACAAUGCGACUAGUUUCCGCAGCUAAAUAUUCAAGAGCAGAGCGUGAAUUAUCUAGUGCAAGACCUAUUGGACGAGGAGCAACUGAAUUCUUUGAACUGGCCGGAAUUCAUACACCCGCAAAAGUUGACCCACAAUUGAUAGUAGCUCUUACCGGUGAUCGUGGUCUUUGUGGAGGAAUCCAUUCUGGUAUUGCUAAGGCAAUUGAUUUGAGUCUUAAAUCCAAUUCAGCAUUGCAAUCUGAGACGAAAAUAAUUUGUGUUGGUGAGAAGAAUCGAAUGAUCCUGUCGCGAAUGUAUCCAAACAACAUCAUUUGGGUAGCUAACAAUGUUGGUAAGACAUCAAUGACUUUCCAUGAUGCUGGAGCCAUUGGAGAGCAAAUAAAAAAUAGUAUAGACGAGUAUAACAUUGCUCGCACUGCUAUUUAUUACAACAAAUUUGUAAAUGCUAGUAGUUAUAUGGUGAGCACCAGUAGAUUUUAUGAUCGGUCCAGUCUUUAUGCAGCUGAGAAGUUUUUGUUGUACGACAUGAUCGAGGAGGAGAUUGUUGAUUGCUGGUUGGAAUUUGCAAUAGUUGCUAUUGUAUUUUGGAUACUGAAAGAGAGUUCGGCCAGUGAACAUUCAGCAAGAAUGACAUCAAUGGAGAGUGCUACAAAAAAUGCUGCAGAAAUGAUACAACAAUUGACACUUGCAUACAAUCGUACAAGACAAACCGUCAUCACCAAUGAACUUAUUGAGAUUAUCUCUGGAGCUAGUGCUAUUAAUAAGAAUUAACAUUUUUUUAGAAGAUUAAAACAGU